AUGGUCGGCUAUGACCCUGAGGCCAAGUGUGUCUCCACGGUGGAAGCGGCUGCAGCAGGAUCAGCAUCUGGCUUGGUCACUCGAGUCCUUGUCAGUCCCUUGGAUGUUGUCAAGAUCCGCUUUCAGCUUCAGAUCGAGCAGCUCUCCUCCAGAAACCCAGCGGCUAAGUAUCAUGGCAUCUUGCAAGCUGUACAGCGCAUCUUCCAGGAAGAGGGGUUGGUAGCCUUCUGGAAGGGCCAUGUUCCUGCUCAGUUUCUUUCAGUUGGCUAUGGAGCUGUUCAGUUCAUGGCGUUUGAAAGCUUGACAAAACUGGUGCACAACGUCACCUCAUACAAUGCCCGCGAUUCCUUUGUGCACUUCGUCUGUGGUGGACUGGCUGGAUUGCCACAUGGCCUGCCUGCUCCCCCAGCCACUGUUGCAGUUCAGCCUCUUGACACACUACGCACCCGCUUUGCUGCUCAGGGCGAGCCUAAGAUCUAUCGCAACCUUCGCCAUGCAGUGGUGAUGAUGUACCAGACAGAAGGGCCUCAGACUUUCUAUAGAGGUUUGACCCCCACAAUCAUUGCUAUCUUUCCGUAUGCUGGUCUCCAGUUCUCCUUCUACAACAUCCUGCAACAGUUUUCUGAAUGGGUGAUUCCAGCUGAAGGAAAGAAAGGAGGCAAUGUUAAAAACCUUGUUUGUGGCAGCUGUGCCGGAAUCAUCAGCAAAACCCUCACUUACCCUUUUGACCUGUUCAAAAAACGACUGCAAGUGCGUGGCUUUGAACAUGCCCGGGCAGCCUUCGGGCAGGUACGGAUGUAUAGGGGUCUCCUGGACUGCAUAAGGCAGAUCAUGCGAGAGGAGGGCCCGGGUGGAUUCUUUAAGGGCCUUUCACCCAGCUUGCUGAAGGCUGCUGUCUCUACUGGCCUUGUCUUCUUUUGGUAUGAGCUGUUCUGCAGCCUCCUGUGUGCACUGAAGAACACCGACAGCGCUACGAGGAAGCCUGUCCUGGCCUGGAGACGAGGGCGGAUUAAACCCGAUUUUCACCCGGAGAGCGGCAGCAGGGAGCAGCUCUCACCGGGAGAGCCCGGCCGGUGCUCGGCGGGGGAGCCCCGAAGGGGACCGGGACAGCGGG
This is a messenger RNA of Phaethon lepturus (White-tailed tropicbird), 1114 nucleotides long. It is a transcript of the gene SLC25A19, whose product is annotated as solute carrier family 25 (mitochondrial thiamine pyrophosphate carrier), member 19. Lineage: Eukaryota; Metazoa; Chordata; Aves; Phaethontiformes; Phaethontidae. The record is from RefSeq and is a predicted model, not a curated record. The annotation marks the transcript as partial. Gene Ontology annotation, molecular function: thiamine transmembrane transporter activity. Gene Ontology annotation, cellular component: mitochondrial inner membrane. The transcript is spliced from 7 exons. Gene Ontology annotation, biological process: thiamine pyrophosphate transmembrane transport.